CGAUUCCGGAACUCCAAGUCCAUCUUUCUCCAGCUCGAUCUGUCUGGGCCACCAUGGACCUGGGACUUGCAGGUCGGCGGGCGCUGGUCACCGGCGCGGGCAAAGGCAUCGGGCGCAGCACUGUGCUGGCGUUGCAGGCGGCUGGUGCACAUGUUGUGGCCGUGAGCCGGACACGAGCGGACCUUGACAGCCUGGUUAGCGAGUGUCCUGGCGUAGAGCCUGUGUGCGUGGACCUGGCAGACUGGGAGGCCACAGAACGUGCCCUAAGCAAUGUGGGACCCGUGGACCUGCUUGUGAACAACGCCGGUGUGGCUCUGCUGCAACCCUUCCUGGAGAUCACCAAGGAGGCCUGUGACACGUCCUUCAACGUGAAUCUUCGGGCUGUCAUCCAGGUGUCUCAGAUUGUGGCCAAGGGCAUGAUAGCUCGGGGAGUCCCAGGAGCCAUUGUGAACGUGUCCAGCCAGGCCUCCCAGCGGGCGCUGACCAACCAUAGUGUCUACUGUUCCACCAAGGGUGCCCUGGACAUGCUGACCAAGAUGAUGGCCCUGGAGCUCGGACCCCACAAGAUCCGUGUGAACGCGGUCAAUCCCACGGUAGUGAUGACACCCAUGGGCCGGACCAACUGGAGUGACCCCCACAAGGCCAAAGUUAUGCUGGAUCGCAUCCCACUUGGCAAGUUCGCUGAAGUGGAGGACGUGGUGGACACCAUCCUCUUCCUGUUGAGCAACCGAAGUGGCAUGACCACGGGUUGCGCUUUGCCGGUGGACGGCGGCUUCCUGGCCACCUGAGCCCCCUCCACCAUUACUCCGCUCAGCCCUAUGCUCAGAACACUGUGCCCUCCGUCCCACCAAUAAACGUCUCUGUCCAGCCUGUGUGCUCAGGUAGGCAGAGAUCUUCAUGCCGUCUGUGAUCCAAAGCAGGUAGAGCCUAGUUCCUGCGCACUUUCAGGCCUGGCCAGCUUCCUAGCAGGGAGUGGAAGGUUGGACCUUCCAGAGGCUGGAUCCUCAAGAGUUUGGUCAGUUUGCCUCAAGAUAACCUGUCCAGAGGUUUCUGGAGUGGAGCUGUGGAUUGUUGGUAAGAACCGAACAAACCAAACAAACAGCUCUGUAUGGUUCUGACGGGAAUGCCAACAGACCUUAAUUUCCAGUCAGUGAGUGGUACGCCCACCAAAAGAGAGGGGGCAGACAUCUAACCAAUGAGCUGAACGACUUUUGUUUUCUAA
Molecule: messenger RNA, 1222 nt
Organism: Chionomys nivalis (European snow vole)
Lineage: Eukaryota; Metazoa; Chordata; Mammalia; Rodentia; Cricetidae
Gene: Dcxr
Product: dicarbonyl and L-xylulose reductase
Exons: 8
Coding region: 54-788 (244 amino acids)
Biological process (GO): glucose metabolic process; xylulose metabolic process
Molecular function (GO): carbonyl reductase (NADPH) activity; L-xylulose reductase (NADPH) activity
Source: RefSeq, a predicted model, not a curated record